Messenger RNA from Monosiga brevicollis MX1, 2021 nucleotides. RefSeq lists its product as uncharacterized. The transcript is spliced from 2 exons. The record is from RefSeq and is a predicted model, not a curated record. The coding region runs from base 115 to 1824 and encodes 569 amino acids. NCBI's taxonomy places the organism in Eukaryota, Choanoflagellata, Craspedida, Salpingoecidae. Gene Ontology annotation, molecular function: RNA binding.
GUGUGAGGCGCCCCUUCUUGGUCGGGGAAGGUGGCUGAACAACAAGUUUGCGAGCAAGACACAGGGCGAAGGAGCCAUUGAGCGUGGGGACUGACCUGGUGCGUGAAGCGAACCAUGUCUGCGCCUACCGCGGAGGGUGCGGCGGCGCCCGUCACCGCUGCCCCCGAGGUCAAGGCGGACCCAAACGACGAUGUGCCGGUGCGACAACGCGUGUUUGUGGGCGGCUUGGCUGCGACAUCCGAUCACGCGGCCCUGGCCAAGCAGCUGGAGCGGUUUGGCAAGGUUCACGAGGUGGUACAGCCGAGCUCGGUGACCAAUGACGUACACCCAUAUGCCUUUGUAACCAUGACCAUUGCGCCCAAGCAGCUGCGGCGGUUGCAAAACACCUAUUCGAGUGCUCGCUGGAAAGGCAUGCUGCUCAAAAUUUGUCCUGGCAAAUCCUUUUAUCGUGAUCGUCUGGUGGAAGAGGCCCGACAAGCCAAGCGCAACCUUCGCCGCCGCCGCCGGCGCUUGCAUCGUGCUCUUCAAGAACGCGGUGUCUCAGGCUCGGUCGCACCGCCACCCUCGAACGAGGAGCUGGCUCAGCGCGAAGGCUGGGCCGUCGGCCGCUACUCGCGUGCUUUACCGACCAUGCAGCUCUGGAAUCCCAAGAAGCGCGAACCCUUUACGAUUGAUGCCAAACACGCCACCACCCGCAUCAAGCGCCUGUUUAACCCCAAACAUGAUCAUCGCGAAGAUCCCAUUCUGGACGCCGCGCUGUCCAGUCCCGUGUCGUGGUUCUAUGAACAACCCACCAUGACGCCUGCCGAGCGAGCGCUCGCACCCAAAGCAGCGGCAGAACAAUCACACACGGGCACGACCACAGGGACAAGCGCCCCUCAGUCUACCACUCCAAAGCCUGUCCCAGCCCCUGCCCCAACGCCAGCUGCCAUGGAGACAAGCAAGGAGCCUGCCUUGUCGGAUGAGGACCGUGCACUGCGGGAGGAACACGCCAUGCAACAAGCCGUUCUUGCAAAGCUGGGUCUCUUGCCAACACCGACACCCGAUUCAUCACCAACGCCCGCACCAGCAUCAGCGCCUGCCGCAGGUGGUUCUGCCAAGGAUACACUGACGCCGACUGCCGUCCAAGCUUCAGUCGCCACCACGGGUCGCGGUGCGUGGUCAAGUGCGCCACGCUUUGACCCAACGCGACCGGAUGCAGAUCAAAUUGUGAGCGAACAUGCGGCAGCUAUGGAUGAGGCAGCCGAUAACGAGCCUAGGGACCUUGAAACCAAGCCGCCGGUCGAGGCACCCGUUGCCGAGGCGGAUGCUGAGGCGACGCCGGCCGAACCGGAGGCACCGGCCGUGACUACUGAGCGGUUUGCCGAGGUCAAGGGCAAUCUCUUUGACUCGAUCAAGCCGGCUAGUGGUGACUGGCGCAACAUGGAGACAGUGUCAACCUUUAGCUUUUUCGGGCAUGCCAAUGCCACGGACGACGAUGCUAGCACGCCCGCACCUGACGCAGUCGUUCCCAAGGCAGGCAACCCAAGCACCAAGAUUUCUGCAACGGCCCCCAGCUUUUCGGCCGUGUCAGCGUCUCAACUGCACCAACCGGCCUCUGUGCAGCGACCAUCGUUUUUCAUUGCCCAAGCAGGGCUUGAUUCAUUGCGCGCGGAAGGCGCCCUUUUCUGCCGCCAGGAGACACCCGAGGCCGUUACGACGCAGUGGCAGGCGACCAAGGGUGCGGUUCACAAGGAGUUCAAAAUGCGGCACAAAGCUGCACUUCGGCGGCUUCGUCGCACCCAGCGCUCGUCGGGCGCGCCAGGGCGGCCCAAGGCUGCGUAAAACAAGCCAACUCCCUCGAGCUUGAGGGUUAAAUUCUUAAGAGUACGGCCUUGUGCCGCUGAAUCAACCACUGUGUGGACGUGACACCCUCGCUGAGGUCUUGAAAGCUCCAGUGCAUACUCGAGUGCAGGGAACCACCUGGUAGACUCUGCAUUAUGCCAGCUCGCUACCGCCUGAAUUGAUUGAUAUGCCCACCC